CACCGAUCAACGGAAAGAGCCGAGAUGUCAGCUCGGUCAUGUGAUCAGCUGUGUCCAAUCACAGCUGAUCACAUGGCACUGCCAGUGCCCAUCAAUGCCACAUAUCAGUGCCUACCAGUGCACAUCAAUGCCACAUAUCAGUGCCCAUCUGAGCUGCCUUUCAGUGUCACCUGUCAGUGCCGCCUAUCAGUGCCCGUCAGUGCCACAUAUCAGUGCCUGUCAGUGCCACCUAUCAGUGCCAUAUAUGAGUGCUGCCUUUCAGUGCCCAUCAGUGAUGACUGUCAAUGCCCAUCAGUGCCACCUACU
Staurois parvus is the source of this 306-nucleotide messenger RNA. The record is from the annotation of a GenBank genome assembly. Lineage: Eukaryota; Metazoa; Chordata; Amphibia; Anura; Ranidae.